Molecule: messenger RNA, 1452 nt
Organism: Ilyonectria robusta
Lineage: Eukaryota; Fungi; Ascomycota; Sordariomycetes; Hypocreales; Nectriaceae
Product: voltage-gated potassium channel subunit beta-3
Exons: 3
Coding region: 364-1401 (345 amino acids)
Source: RefSeq, a predicted model, not a curated record
GUAGUAUUCUCUAUGAAACUUAGGAUCUAAGUUGUAACUUUGUUCUUUCCCCCGGCCCCAGUGGCAGACAUUUUAUCCUGAUUCUUUAUCAGGCCAAUCAAGCAGUCGUCUGCCCAUCCCGAAUGCAGCUCCUGUUUGGUCUACAAGCAAUGGCAAAGGGAUCUUGUAGCAGGGACAGAAGUAGUUUAAAUUCAUAGGCUGCUCUUUCAUUCUGGACUUGCCAAUCCUCAUCAGUUGUACUCAACAGACCGGCAUAAUCUAAUCCUUCCAAACUGCGAACGACACUCUCUGACCUCUCCACGCCCGUCGUUCUUACCAAGAACCCAGCUUCAGAUCAGAUAUCUAUCGACACGCGCAGAAACGAUGGCGUCACCUGCUGUGAAAUAUGUAAAGCUGGGAGACUCUGGCCUCAAAAUCUCGCAAAUCAUUCUCGGCGGUAUGAGCUUUGGCGACAAGAACUGGCAGCCCUGGGUUCUUGACCAGGAGGAGGCUAUCCCGAUCAUUAAAUACGCCUUCGACCGCGGCAUCAACACGUGGGAUGUUGCGGAUGCGUAUUCCAACGGCCGUUCCGAGGAAAUCAUCGGAAAUGCCAUCAAGAAACUCGAGAUCCCGCGGUCCAAGUUGGUUAUCAUGACCAAAUGCUUCCACUAUGUCGACGAGACCCACGGGCCGAUCAGCCCGGGGACGUUCAAUAUUAAUGACGGCAAGCAGGUCAACCUCGUGGGCCUGUCACGGAAACACAUUAUGGAUGCCGUCGACAAAAGUAUAGAGCGGCUGGGCACAUACAUUGACGUCCUCCAAGUCCAUCGGCUGGAUCAGGGCACGCCGGGCGAGGAGAUCAUGAAGGCGCUCAACGACGUCAUCGAGAGCGGCAAAGCGAGAUACAUUGGCGCGAGUUCGAUGCCCGCCUGGGAGUUCCAGCGGCUCCAGAAUAUUGCCGAAAAGCAUAACUGGCAUAAGUUUAUCUCCAUGCAGGGGUUCUACAACCUGCUGUACCGCGAAGAGGAACGUGAGAUGAUCCCAUACUGCAAAGCCACUGGUGUCGGCCUUGUGCCCUGGUCACCCUUGGGCGCGGGCGUGCUGACGCACCCCUGGUCCGACCGGUCCGACCCACGGGAGCAGUCGGAUGUGUUCCUCAAGCUGCUCUUCCGCAGCCGGGAAGAUUCUGCUGACCAGGCGAUUGUGCAGCGUGUGGAGCAGCUGGCGACGAAGAAAGGGCUUAGCAUGGCUCAAAUUACGAUCGCAUGGGUCUUGGCCAAGGGUGAGAUAUCGCCCAUCUGCGGCCUGGAGACGAGGGAGAGGAUCGACCAGGCGAUUAGCGCUCUGUCAGUCUCGCUCUCGGACGACGAGGUUCGGUUUUUGGAGGAGCCUUAUCUCCCGCGGGAGAUUUCCGGCUACUAGUUAGUUGUUUGAGCUCUUAGUCGUCAUAGCUACCGAAGUUCACGAGAUUUG